AUGGCAGGUUUGCUAGCACAACCUAUAAUUAUAAGAGAAGCAACUACUAUAGGAAGUACAUCUUUACUCGUAGCAAUUUGUUCAGUGGUCGGUUUCUUCACGUUCGUGACACCGUUACUGCUGCAUUUAGUAACAAAAAAGUAUGUCACAGAAAUACAUUAUGAACCAGAGACAUCCACAUAUAAAGCCACCACUAUCAACUUCUUUUUAGCCAGAAAACAGCUUGAAUUCAAGACAGAUGAUGUAGUAGUACCUGAUGUUCCGGGUAUGUUUACUACAAUGCAUGCAAAGGGCACUCCACUUUUCAUAGAAGCCAGACACUUCACUGAUCCCUUACACUAUGCUAAAAUCAUGGGUUAUGACAAACCUAUGGAUUUUAAACUUGGAGAACAAGACAGUAGUGACAGCAAUAAACAAUAG
This is a messenger RNA of Arctia plantaginis, 420 nucleotides long. The record is from the annotation of a GenBank genome assembly. Lineage: Eukaryota; Metazoa; Arthropoda; Insecta; Lepidoptera; Erebidae.